Messenger RNA from Nelumbo nucifera (sacred lotus), 1719 nucleotides. RefSeq names its product BTB/POZ domain-containing protein At3g05675. The record is from RefSeq and is a predicted model, not a curated record. NCBI's taxonomy places the organism in Eukaryota, Viridiplantae, Streptophyta, Magnoliopsida, Proteales, Nelumbonaceae.
ACAGUCGUUGUUACCCCACAGACAACUCUGGACRGUUUAGAUACAAAUCUAGUACAGGAGGAGAGAGAGAGAGAGAGAAAGCGCGCUUGCGAGCAGGCGUAGUCCGAGAGUUCUGCACCGUGCUUUAGUGCUGAAGUCGACACGGCAGCAGCGGAUCCGUGCUCGCUCCAGAGAGACUGCUUUACUGUUCUCAACGACAUUGCACUGUGGGCGGACUGAAACACAGAGAGGAGGAAGGAGAUGGUGGAUAAAGUACAGGUCCAAAGACGAAUUGGCGACCGCUCAACUAGUGAUGUUAUAGUGAGGCUGCGGACCCAUGAAGGUAGAGAUGAGUGGUUCUACUGUCACACAAAAAUUCUUGUACAGAAAUGCAAGUACUUCGCUSACCGCCUCUCUGAGAAUUGGCCCACAUGCCAGAUCCUGGACUCUCGUAACUGUGUUGAGGUGUACUGUCAAGAAUCUGAUUUCAACUAUCAUGUCAGUACCUURCGCCUUCUCUAUGUCAUUACAGAUGGUCUAGUUCCUGACUACUGGAAUGGUGUUAGGAAUGCCAUUGGCAUUCUUCAAGUGUCGAWCAAGCUCGGUUGCCAAGRGAUAUUCYGUGCCUGUGUAAACUACCUUGAAGCAGUUCCAUGGGAGGAGGCUGAGGAGGAGGAGAUUCUAAAAAKUAUAYCAAACUUGGGUUCAGAAGAUGCUCAAUCAAUACUUKCCYGUCUCCAACCUGUUGAUCCAAUAGCURUCARAGGAAYUUUUCUCUCUGCUAUCCGGUUUGCYACAUCGUCACCUCCUCAAUCUAUGAAUGAUCUCAAGUGUUCAGCCCAAGAGCAGCUUGAGUAUAUGCUCACUGAGGAUGAUGAUGUGCCUCUGCUAACAGUCGAUGAUGAGAUACAAUCUGAGGUGAAGGGUUGUAUGAACAAUUUAUUGACCAGAUCCUAUGAUCUCGUACAAUCUUUGUUAUGUGAGCCCAAGGAGUUGGUACACGGGGCAGGGAAGAUACUGGUACUGCAAUCACUUUUAUCAAAUCUGGCAUAGGCCUGCCGUAUUUUGUCUAAGAUGGAAUCCAUGAAGGAAUUUGUUCAGAGUUGGAUGGGAUCAUCAGAGAAGAUCAUCAAGGCAGUAGAAGAUGCAAGCCCAAAUGAGGACAUACYUGAGACCAAGUUGAWGGUUAUUGAAGUUGCAGCUAAGGUUUUAGAGGCAAUUGCAUAUGGCAAUUUGAUCUUAGUAGCAGCAAAAUGGCUUCAGGUGGUGAAGGUAUGGCUUCCAUUUGUAAGGGGGACAAAACCUUUCUUUGAUUCCAGUGGAAACAAUGGUGAAGAUAUCCCAUCAAUUACGGUAGAUGGUGAAUUAUGGCAGAGCCUAGAAUCAGCAUUUGUCUCAAUCAUACUUGCAUUGCCAUCGGGGGACCAGGCAGAAAUCUUGAGCGAAUGGCUGGGGUGCGAGUACAUUAAUAACCCAGAUCUGACAGAGGCUUUUGAGGUAUGGUGUUACCGGUCCAAGGUUGCCAAGAGAAGGUUCACAUUGUUAGGGGACAUUCAUGGUAUUACAAACCCAUCCAUGAAUAUCAUGAUAUCUAUAUCUGCUUGUUCCUUUGUGUAGGUUAACUGUGAAGGGGGUCACAAGCCUUUCCUGUAUAUCAUUCCUUUUGUCAAAUGCCAAGUGUAAAUUUACCAAAGGUGGUUAAUAUCGACAAAUUACAAACUAACAUGAUCAUUAUCCAAA